Messenger RNA from Solanum dulcamara, 1505 nucleotides. Its product is annotated as B2 protein. The coding region runs from base 221 to 1204 and encodes 327 amino acids. NCBI's taxonomy places the organism in Eukaryota, Viridiplantae, Streptophyta, Magnoliopsida, Solanales, Solanaceae. The record is from RefSeq and is a predicted model, not a curated record. Gene Ontology annotation, biological process: response to endoplasmic reticulum stress. The transcript has 5 exons.
UCUUGGAUAUUUCCUCAACUCCAUUACACCUUUUUUCCAUAUAAACUCACCCACCUUCUCCAUUUUCACAACAAAGUUUCAAUCUUUAUACCGAUUCCUCACUUGGGUAUCCAAGAAAAGUACAAAAAAAAGCAAAAAAGUCCAUUCUUUCACAACAAAGCUUAAAUCUUUACACAAAUUCCUCACUUGGGUAUUCAAGAUAACUGCAAAAAAAAAACUCAUGGAGAUCAACAACAACAAUCAAUCAUCUUUCUGGCAGUUCAGUGACCAGCUUCGUCUGCAGAACAACAACUUAGCAAAUCUCUCUUUGAACGAUUCAAUUUGGAGCAAUAACUAUGGCUCUAAAAGGCCUGAAGAAAGAAGAAAUUUUGAUAUCAGGGUAGGUGGUGACCUCAACUCUACUGCUAAUAGUUCUUCCAACAAGUCAAAUUACAAUCUUUUUAGCAAUGAUGGCUGGAAAAUCGCCGACCCAUCUGCUCUCACGGCGGCGAACGGCUGUGGUGCUGCCGGAAAAGGGGUAUUUGGGGUUGGUUUAAAUGGUGGUUUUAACAAAGGGGUUUAUUCAAAUCAAGUUUUGAACUUCAGUUACAGUAAGGGUACUAAUAAUGUUGCAGUAGGUACAAAGGGGAUAAACAAGAAAUUUGGUAAAGGUUUUUUUGAAGAUGAGCAUAAAAGUGUGAAGAAGAAUAACAAGAGUGUUAAAGAGAGUAACAAGGAUGUUAAUAGUGAGAAACAGAAUGGUGUUGAUAAAAGGUUUAAGACUUUGCCACCAGCAGAAUCUUUGCCAAGAAAUGAGACAGUUGGUGGAUAUAUUUUUGUUUGCAACAAUGAUACUAUGGCUGAGAAUCUCAAAAGGGAGCUCUUUGGCUUGCCACCACGUUACAGGGACUCAGUUAGGCAAAUAACACCGGGGUUGCCUCUCUUUCUGUACAACUACUCGACCCAUCAGCUUCAUGGAGUUUUUGAGGCUGCAAGCUUUGGUGGGUCAAAUAUUGAUCCAUCGGCCUGGGAGGACAAGAAGAACCCUGGUGAAUCUCGCUUUCCUGCUCAGGUUCGUGUUGUGACAAGGAAAGUCUGUGAACCACUUGAAGAGGAUUCAUUCAGGCCAAUCCUUCACCAUUACGAUGGCCCUAAAUUCCGCCUCGAGCUAAACGUUCCAGAGGCUAUUUCUCUUCUAGACAUUUUUGAAGAGAACAAGAACUAAAUGGAUGUUCUUGUAUUACAACCAGAUAAUGGACAAUACCAUUAUAAAGGAGAAAAAAAAAGAGCUGAUUAUAGAGAGUUUGCUUCUAGUAUACUGAAGAGAGUUUGCAGGGCAUGAAAAAAAAACUAUCUGCUGUAUAUUAGGUAACAUAUAUAUAUAUAUAUGCAGAAGAAUAUAAUGAUCUGGAGAAACACUUUUUGUGUGGAGACAAAUAUUAUUAUAUUACUAUAUAUUGUGUAAUCCAGCAGGAAUUUGCUGCAUAAUAAGAAAGUGAAAUAUGAGUAAAAACAAGUUAUAUUUA